UUGUUGUUACUUUUAGUGUUCUUUCUCGAUCGAGCUCAGUCUGCAAGUCCUGCGAAUAUGUGGCUGAUAUUUGAAUUGUUCCUAGUGUGGCUUAAAAUCAUUUACUACUGGGCUGAAGCUGUUUUCCGGGCAGUUGUGCGACCACCGAAAAAAGACAUCGAAGGACAGAUCGUGUUGAUCACAGGUAAGAAUUGAUGCCCCGGGGGACGAAAACAAAAACAAGUUGACGCUAAAGUCACGAAACAGACCGAACGCGAUUUUCGAUCCUUUCCUCAACGGAUAGGCAUAAGGGUGUUUUAAAAUUCUCUUAUCAUAUUAAAUGUUUAACAGGAUUCCCAGACCUUUGUAAUCGGCGUUCUAUAAUACUGCAAUUUAUCGAUCUAGCGCUCGAGUAGCCUCUGUUGUAUUCGGGGGUGGAAAGAAGGGGGUAGGGGAGUAGGGGGAAGGAACAGUACAGGCGGAUCUUUUCAAGUAUAUCAAAGGGUAAAGACUUCAUGAGUUUAUUUAUGUAAAAGGAUAGGAAAUCUGUCAUAAUGGUGUUAAAAAGGGCUUUUACAUAGGGAACCAACACCCUUUUUGUAAACUGCACAUGGAAAUUAGAUGUGAGAUAAAAACUUACCGGUUCUGUUCUUGAAUCUGCAGUUUACAAAUAACUGUGUGGGUUAGCUAUGGCUUUAAGUUAAAAUAUGUAUAACAGACACACCUGAUAUACCUUGGUUGGACCUCAGGUUACAGCGCCCUUGUUAAACUCUGUUGACUACCCCCUAUGCCUGGGGUUCAGUGUAUGGUUGGUUGUUUACAAGUGGAACUUGUAAUCUGCAAUGACUCAGAGACUAACAUAUGUGUUCCAUGUAUAGGAGCUGGCGGUGGAAUCGGUAGAAAGUUGUCUCUUGAGUUUGCUGCUCAUGGUGCUAGGCUUGUCUUGUGGGACAUUAACAAAGGUACAUUUGACAAAUUAUGUGAUGAUUGUUUAAAUUUAAAGUACAUAGAGACAAGAACAAAACCAAAAAUUUAAUCCAAUGUUUCAGUGCCAGUGCUUUGUUUUUAGUUUAUUUAUUUAUAAUUUAUUACUAUUUUAUUAUUAGUUUCCUUGUAUGUGUUUUAACAAGCUAAUUCUAAUUACUGAGAAGAAUUAUUAUUGAUAACAGCAGUACAAUAAUAAUAAUAAUAAUAAUAAUAAUAAGAAGAAGAAGAAGAAGAAGAAGAAGAAGAAUGAUGAUGGUUGUCGGAAGCUGUUGUCAGUAAUAUUUGAUUAUUAUCGCUUUCAAUUAGUGCUACUGAAUCUGUCAAGAGUUAUUAGUGAGACAUGCAAGUUGUAGUUAAUGCAAGCUGAGAAGAGAAUCUCUUGACGUAAUUGAAACAUUCCAGUAUAGGGCAUAUUGACAGGUUUUCUGAUAGAUAAGUGAAACAAUGUAUGUGCGAUAUUAUAUAUCUUUAGAGAACAAAUUUUACUUGAGUGAGAGAGAUUUUUAUGUCGUGUAACCAACCAAUAAAUUAGGAACCGAGGAAAUCGUGUGUUUUUCCAUUUCCAAAAAUGGUGAUGAUGAUGAUGAUGAUGAAGAUGUAGCUCAAGGCCUGUGAAUUUCUUUUCUAUAAUAGACACAAAUGAGGAGACAGCUGCCCAGGUGCGAGCAAUAGGAAAAGUAGCUCACACUUAUGUUUGCGACCUUAGCAGUAAAGACGACAUUUACAGAGUUAGUGCUAAAGUGCAAAGAGAAGUGGGUCCAGUGGAUAUACUGGUGAAUAAUGCUGGGAUCUUGAGUGGAAGAAAGCUUUUAAACUUAAAGGAUGAAGAUAUUGAAAGGACCAUGAAAAUCAACACUUUGGCACACUUUUGGGUAAUUUCAAAAGUUUUUUCAAUACCAAAAUGUUGUUUUAUUACCAGUAAGAUGAACAGUUACUAAUCUAGUGAGUUAUUUUAAUAAAUUAUUAAAAUUAGAAGAAUUUAUUGGUCAAGCGAGCUCUACUUUAGCCUGUAAAUGUAGAUGAUUUCCAGAUAUCAACUCUCCUACCAGAAGUUGGGUUUGCUAGCAUGCCUUACCUAUUACUAACCGGAGUGAAUUAGGAUAGGCCCGUUUGGACACUGACAUGCUUAACUUAUGAUGACUCGGUCUUAACAAUCACAAAUUUAAAUUAAAUUGUUUAUGGUUGUGAUAUGAUGCAUAACAUGCUGUUAUGUUGCAGAUUUAGGUGUUGGGUCAGGGGACCUUGCCCCCUCCCCCUCCCCCCAUUUUAAAGAAUUCUCAGAAAAUUUCAUUUUGUUUGCAGACUAUAAGAUCAUUUCUUCCAAGAAUGCUGGAAAGAAACAAGGGUCACAUUGUAAAUAUUACCUCGCUUGCAGGCAGCUUUCCAACGGCUAAUCUUACUGAUUACUGUGCAUCAAAAUUUGGUGCGACGGGUCUCAAUCAUUCAUUGGCACUAGAGCUUCACCAAAUGGGAAGAGAUGACAUUAAGCUGACCUGUGUUCAGCCAUACACGGUGAAUACAGGAUUAGUAUGGCAUCCAGAGUCACGGUAAGUCAGCAUUCGCAACCUUCUCUUCUUACAGAGGUCAGUUCUGUUCUGCUAAUAAUAUUGUUAUUAAUAUUAUUUUUAUUAAGUCCAUCAUGUGUUCACUGCUUUAAUCCACCUACCCACCCUUCCUAGCACUCUAAAGCCUGCAAAGGUCUGUCCUAACCAAUCCUAGCAAAUAGCAAUUCCAGAAAAUACCAAUACUUCCCCAACAGGGGAGUUUGGACAUUCCAUAGAGACUGAAACACUUAAAAAAUUAAAAUGUAUGUUCAAGAUAAAUUUGAAUUCUCACAAGGGAACAAAUCUCUAUCAUGGGGGUCAACAGGUCAGUUGCUGGAUGGGUGACCCGCCCUGUAAUGUACUAUGUCAUUUGAACCUCCAUGUGCAACCUUCUAACAAAACGCCAAAGAUUUUGUCAGUCAAUGGUUUAAUAAGGAAAUCAACAACUUUGCACGUGUAUCACAUUGUUUUUCUACACUUCAAAAAUUCAAAAGGGUAAGGGGUCAGACUUCGGGGCGGUUCCUCCCCAUAUAAACCUUUGUUGAGUACCCCCCUCCCCCCCCCCCUGCCCCUGCCCCUGGGCAUCAAAUUGUUUUGAAAGUGUACAUAUAGAUUCGUUUUUAAGUUGCAACUUGGUCCCAGCUGGGUGCAAGAAACAAGAACAUCUAUCAAAUUCUUAUCGCGACUGUUCUCUUGUAGUUUUCCAUCUUUGUACCCUACGUUGGAAGUAGAUUACGUUGCCAAAGAGAUUGUUGCUGGAACACUGAGAGAUGAGCCUCUUGUUAUUAUUCCACGGGCUGUGGUUUUGAACUAUGCUUUGGCUGGGUGAGUAUAUAGAACUGAAAGUUGUUCAUCAUGUAUUUUCUUCAAGAUUUUUCUUGCUUGCACUAUUCACAUUUUAACAUUCUAAAUAUAAGCAUCAUGAUACAUUGACAACAACAACGACAACAAAAAAUGUGCAGAAAAUAAUAAAUGAUGACAAACCAGUAUUAAAAGUAACAAGUGCAGAGUUCGGUUAUAACGUACAUCACACUUUGUUGUACAUUUUUUCUUUGAUGUCACUGCUCGACUACGACGUAAAGAUGCCUAAUUUCACAUUAAUGGCGGAAACGAACUUGAACUUGGAUCUGCGGGUUCUUUGGAAUUCAACUCCUGAAGAGUUCGCCUAUUUUGGACAAAGUAGGAGAGUUGGUCACCUAAAGCUGUAACAAAAUGUUUGUCUUGUCAGGAAGGAAAAAUUGUCAAUCUGAUGCAUCACAUUGACUUUUAAUGCCUUUAAGUACUAUGUGACAGUUCAAAAUCAUAGUCACAUUGGCAUUUGAUUUGUUCGGUCAUCGUGUCUAAGCGUACGUAGUCUAAGUACAGGUGGGAUUACGUUGGUUGUGGGAAAAUUUAAGACGGACAUUGACUGACUAAAAUUUGUAGGUUAACAUACCUGUGAUGGAAAUUAGGCUUGUGCUCUAAUGCUCCCACGUGCAUUGCCCUCCUGUUUGAAACUCUCCUAGCUCAUGAACCACUUAACAUUGUGUCAUAAACCUUUCUUGUCACCCUCAAAGGAUACUUUUAUUGUUGACGUACCCCUUCCACUACCACCCCCGGCCACGCCCUCUCCCAAACAGAACCCUUCCAAUACUAUGACGGAUCUUGGCUUAUGUGCUACUUUUGUUUUGCGUUCCAGGCUUAUGCCCAUUAAAGCAGGCUAUGUUUUAUUCGACUUUUUGCGAGUUGGAGUUGGAGAGCACAUUCCAGGAGAAGAGAAGAAGGCGGACUGAUAUUUUCAAAUACAGUAGUGCCCAGUCCCCUUACUUAUACUCGGCUCUGAUUUUGUGUAUGCUGAUAAAAUUCAAGUUUUUCCCACAUUUUUUUUUAGUUAGAAAUAAGAAGUGAUCCGUAAUAGAACAUCACAGAUGUACAUCUGACUUCAAAGCGGAUUUCUUCAUAUAAACCAAAGCGGUUAAUCCAUCCUCGCUAUUGGAGAGCAGACCUCUUUUAAAAAAAAUAAGGAAGUCCUUUUUUAUAUAAUUAAAACAGCAAAAAUUUUCAGGAGUUUCCAUCAAAUGGUUUAUAUAGUUGGACUAGCCUGAUUAUAAUAAACGAAUUAAAUUUUGCUGACUAUGGACUUCAUAGGACCGAUCAAACGCUGAUGCGCACCGUGGUAGAAAUAAUAGGCAGGUUUGACAGCUUAAGCAACGGCAGCAAGAGUUUCGAAGAAGCAAUAGAUAUAAAGAGAAAAAAAAGUUUUCACGUACAGCGCGCUUUUUUAUACAUUCACUUGCAACGUCCCUGCGAGGCGACUACAACUGAAAUUUUCAUUAUGCGACGUUUUAAUAUGUGGGACGAUAUCAAACAAAAAAUAAUUUUUCUUUCUCUUUCUAAACUUGGGUGCGGUCCCAAGAAUUCAUCUACAGGCAAAUUCACACACCUUUGACAUGAAUUUGAGUUGGAAUAUGACGAAUAUACGCGGCACAGUUUGAAAAACAAGCGAGUUUAUUUUUA
Molecule: messenger RNA, 5006 nt
Organism: Porites evermanni
Lineage: Eukaryota; Metazoa; Cnidaria; Anthozoa; Scleractinia; Poritidae
Source: the annotation of a GenBank genome assembly